Molecule: messenger RNA, 7868 nt
Organism: Elgaria multicarinata webbii
Lineage: Eukaryota; Metazoa; Chordata; Lepidosauria; Squamata; Anguidae
Product: MAX gene-associated protein-like
Exons: 21
Coding region: 190-6585 (2131 amino acids)
Biological process (GO): cell fate specification; positive regulation of DNA-templated transcription; regulation of transcription by RNA polymerase II
Cellular component (GO): MLL1 complex; nucleus
Molecular function (GO): DNA-binding transcription factor activity, RNA polymerase II-specific; protein dimerization activity; RNA polymerase II cis-regulatory region sequence-specific DNA binding
Source: RefSeq, a predicted model, not a curated record
CUUGCCCCAAAAGGCAGAAGAAAGAGAAAAGUGGUGUCUUCCAUCCUUCGUGUUCAGUCCUCCCCAUUUCCCCUGUUCUAACCAAUGGGAGGGAGAUGAUGUAUGCCAACUCUAUUCCACAGGGAGGUCAUCCAUAAGGGGAAGACUAUUCCAAAUUUUAAGUUGAUGUGAGAAUUUACACUGUACAUAAUGAAGAAGCAACUACUUGUGUUUGGGAGUGAGGCUGGUGGAACAGCAUUGAAUGUAGCACCUGCUCUUUAUGUCCUUGUGAAACAGAGCACUGGAAAAUCUGACCAAAGUGCAUUGGUUGCAAACCGAGAUGACAGUGGUCUUUCCAGCAGCGCAACAACACCAAUAAAACCUAAAGUAAAGACCUUCCUUCCAGCUCAUUGCACCUCAGGAAGCACUACUGUUACACUGGACAACAACAAUAUGUGGAAUGAAUUCUACCAUCGCAGCACAGAAAUGAUUCUGACUAAGCAGGGAGGACGGAUGUUUCCGUAUUGUCGAUACUGGAUAACAGGCCUAGAAGCCAACCUGAAGUAUAUCCUGGUCAUGGAUAUUUCUCCUGUCGACAACUUUCGCUAUAAAUGGAAUGGCCAUAGUUGGGAGCCCAGUGGGAAAGCAGAGCCCCAUGUGCUGGGAAGAGUAUUCAUUCACCCAGAGUCACCUUCUAUAGGUCAUUACUGGAUGCAGCAUCCAGUGUCUUUCUACAAACUGAAACUUACUAAUAACACUUUAGACCAGGAAGGGCAUAUCAUUCUGCACUCUAUGCACCGCUAUCUACCUCGACUACACCUGGUGCCUGCUGACAAAGCCACAGAGGUUAUCCAGCUGAACGGUCCUGAUGUCCAAACCUUCACUUUCCCACAGACAGAGUUCUUUGCUGUGACUGCCUAUCAAAACAUCCAAAUCACACAACUCAAAAUAGACUACAACCCUUUUGUUAAAGGAUUUAGGAAAAUUGGCUUGAUCGCUACAGCCCAAGAUGAAGAGGAGGAAAAUGAUUGCUCCAAGCAGGGCAGAGGCAGAAUUCCAAGCAAUUACAGGUGUCCCACUGAAAGUAAUGUUUUGGAUUUAGAGCAUAGAGACUUGGGUGCUUCAUGUAAUGGCGAGAAGAUAUAUCAUUCUGGUUUGGAGAAAAAAUCACUCAAUCUAGACACAAAUUUGCAUGUGUAUGAUGCACCAGUAUUAAAGGAGGAGGUAUCUGAAUGUUCAGUAACCAGCCCUUGUGAAAGUGACUUCUGUGUGAAAUCCCUGCUCAACUCAAAUGGUGGCAUUAGUAUUUCCAUUAAAGAUGACCCUAUAGAUGACCAUGGUUAUGAGCCAAGUGUACAUACCGAAAGGAUACUUGUGAAGCAGGAACCAACUGAUAAAGAGCCAGAGGAAUGUUUUGGUAGAGAUGACAACUUCAUACUGGAGAAACAGCUGAAGAAACACAGUAAAAUGGGAAAGACGGAAAUGGAAUCCAUCAAGCAACCACACAGUAGUCUGUUAGGUGUGGCCGAGGCAAAAAUGUUAAAAUUGGAGAGCAGGGCAAUGCCUGAAAGUUACCUAAGGUCCUGCGAUAAUAUCGCUAAGAAUUUGGAAGGUCUUGAUAAUCACACUAUUGAUAAAACUGGGGAAAGAGAAGAACUGCAGAAUGUACAAGCUGCCUUAUUGACCACAUGUUUUGCAGACUGUCAAUUAAGUCUACAAUUACUAGAAACAAAGCUCUUAGAAGAUUUGAAGACCUUCAGGCACAAACAAGUGAUACAUCCUAGUCUUCAGGAAGUGGGACUGAAACUGGGUUCUGUGGACCCAACACUUAGCAUUGACCUAAAAUAUUUGGGUGUGCAGCUGCCUCUGAGAUCUUCAAAGGAUUAUGUAUUUGGGAAUAACCAACGAACAAAUCCCUCUUGUCAAGAUUCUGGCCUUUUCAUUUCCAGAACUGGAAAAACAAAUGAUUUUAGAAAGAUAAAGGGUUGGCAAGGAAGAUUUCACAGUGCUUCUAGGCAAGAAGACUCCUUGAAGAACCGAUCUGCCUUCUGUAGUGACAAACUGGAUGAAUAUUUGGAAAGUGAAAGGAAGCUAAUGGAAACAAAUGUGGGAUUCUCUUCUAAUGUAUUUAAUUCUCCUGUGGCUUGCGAGCUUCCAUCCAAAAGCACCAACAGUGCACAAGCACUAGAUAGUGUUCUAACAAAGAAAUCUACUAUUUCUCCACCCAGUGCACAUACUUUCAAGCCUCUUUCUCUGCCUUCCGUUUUCAGAAAGAGGAAAAGAAAAAUUAAGAAUAAACAAGCAGCAAGAGGCAGAGUAAAAUCCUCCAAAAAGUUUGCAGUGCCGUUAAAUGUUCAAUCUAAGCAAAAACACAACUUCAGCAUGAGUCUGCUUCAGCAAGAGCAGACUAAUCAUCCUCUAAGUUUAUCUAAUACUCAAAUGAAGCUGGUAGAGCUAGAAGAUUGUGCCUUGAGGGAUGGGAAGCCACAAACCUAUAUUACUGAAGACCGAGCAAGCUAUUCUCUGGACACUUUGCUCAUUUUUCAGGUGGAGUUGCUGGAAUUGGAGGAUUCUGCAUUGCAGAAUGGAAAGCCACGGACUUGCAUUACCAAAGCGCGAGCAGACUUAUCUCUGGCAGCUCUGCUUACCACUCAGGCUUCACUCAAAAGCAAACCUUUGUGUAAAAUCAUUGGAAGCCAAGACCCACCAAGUGGCAACUCCUUCUGCAAGGUUGAGAGUAUCCGUGUUAAUUUAGCUUUUGAGAAGUAUCAGCCUACACUUCCCUGCAGGACAGGUUGUACAUUUGAGUGUCUGAAGAGAAGGAUGGCCUUAAUAAAGGAAGCUUCUAUGCAUAAGCAACACUUGAACACAUCUUUGCAUGGAAUUCUUGCAAACUGUAAUGGCCAAGAAGAGGAAUGGGAACAGGAACAGAUGAAUAAACGUAUGAGAAGUAAUGUGGAAUCAGUCUAUAAUGGGGAACCAGAUAAGCCUGUUGCAAAUUUCCCAGGAUGGGCAAAAGAAGAAAUAGAGACUGAUGCGGAACCUUUUUCCCCCCCAUCACCAACUGCCACUAAACCAAUGCAACAUGUAAUUCUGCCUCACUCAGAAAUGGUUUUGCCUUUCAAGUCUACUUACAGUGGUGUCAAACCAGAGCAACUGAAGAUGCCUAAAUUCAAGCCAUUGAUUCAAGAGGAGCACAAUUAUGGUAUCCCUUUAAACUUUGAAAAAAUGAGGUCAUAUGCUUUCACUCCAAAGUACAAAGGCAACAUAGGGAAUAAAAUGCAGCAAGAGAGGAUCCAACAAACCCCUGGAAAGUGCUUUGGAGAGGACUGUGUUCCAGACCCUCUUGAAGAAUCUCAUGGUACAGAGUGUGACCCUGGAGUGUCUGAUAUAGGAAUCCCAUCAUCAGGAAAAUCUGUGCUUCCAGAGAAACCUGCUUGUCAUUCCAGUUCUGCUUCUGUGUGUCCUGCUAGAAAGCGAGGUAGUUUUGAGGAGUUAAAAGUGAAUGCAAUCAUAUGUGACAAACAUGCAGUUAUGACAAAGAGAGCUCUAGAUAAUACAUAUGCAGAGGAAGAAUUAUCAAGCGAGAUAACCUUAUAUCCUGAAGUUUUUUCAGAUAUAUUGUCAGACCAUUCAUAUAUUAGCUGGAAGCCAGACAAUGAGGAAAUCAAAGUAACUAUGAAGAAACAGCAUGCCAGAUAUCUUGAAGAUGUGUCAGAUGAGGUUGCUGAAAAGUGUUGGCAGACUGAAGUUCUUGCAGAAAAUAUAUUACAGGAAAGCUCCACAAAUCAUCAAGAGGCUGUACAGUUUAAAGGUACAAAUAGGGAGGAAGCAAACACUGCCCAAAUGCAAAGUCCAGCGACUGAUUCAGAAGGAGCAGAGCAGAUACAGCUGACAUUGACUGCUGCAGAACUACAGGAACAGCAUCAGACUGUAAGCAUGAACUGUGCAAAAAAACAACAGAAAGGGACCAAACUGCUUAAGACCCAGUGGGAAAACCAAAAUUACUCCAAACUGCUAGGGAAGCACAGGAAGGAGAGGGGUGACUCCAUAGAAAUAGAAUGUAGCAAGGAAAAACAGAAAAAAGAACCUGAGAUCAACUGUGCAAAGAACCAAAAUUAUUCACUGGAAAGGAAAUAUGUGGAUACUUUUCAAGAACCUCUACUUAAAACAAAUACUGACAUUCAGGAAAACUGCAACACUUCAAGCUAUAAAAACGGUAUUACUAGUUUUCAGGGAGAGACUCAAACUGUUAAAGGUGACAUUGUUCAAGUCAGCAGAGCUUGGAAUAAAACAUCCUGGAAGUUAGUUGCUAAAUGCUUAGAACGAAAUGCAUCUAAAAUCAACCAUCACAAAAAUGGUCAUAUAUCCAUUGAUAUUACCAAUGACCCUAGAGGAAACGGUGAAAAAAAUGCUGAUUCUGCAGAGGAGAAGAUUGAUGGAAUAUCUGACUACCAGGUUGAAUCACUGAUAAAGAACACCAGUCCAAAAGAUGAGUUCAGUGCUGUUAAGACAGAAGAAAACAGACCAGCCUUUCAAGAGGUAGAGGCCAUGGCAUCAGAAGUCACAAUGUAUGAUUCCAAAUUAGAAGAAAAUAAGUUGCUAGCAAAUCAACCUGAGUCCUGUUCUGAAAGUAUCACAUACGACAGAAAUGCUAUUACUUCAGAGAUGGCUGAAAAAGAUUCAGAAAGUGCAGCGCAAUUUUCAAGUGAUUCUCCCAUCUUCCAACCUGAUGUUGUAUUACUAGACCACUGCUAUAUCCGUAAAGUGAUGCCCAAGAAAGAAUUGGACUUUCUUUUAAAGGCUUCAUUUCAGGAUGAAAAUGACUUCAGUCAAGAUGACGAGGAUAUGGACACUGAGUCUUUGGAGGAGGUUUCAGAAAGAACAAAUAUAUCUCACCUGAAAACUGCAGAUAAUCAUGCCUUAAUAUCCAGACAACUGCAACUUGAUCAUGACUCUUCAGAUAAAGUGAUGGAAACGCCUGCUAAGCAGUUUAUACUACAGAAUAGAAAGCCAAAGAAUAAGGCUUAUCGUCUGAACCACACAGAAAAUGAACAGCGUGCUCGUCAAAAAAUGAAAGAACUCUUUGAAAAACUGAAGGUGGCUCUGGGAUUGCAUGCUGUCCGCAAUGUUGCCAAGCGCGUCCUCCUCAAGCAGGCCACUGAAGAGAUCCAGAGGCUAAAGGGUCAGGCAGUUAAACUGACAGGUCAAAAGCAGUUACUGCUGCACAAGAACGUUAUCCUAGUUCACAAAGUGUCUGUACUCUCAGGCAAGCCACAGAAGGUGAUUUUGAAGAAGCUAAAAUGCAUUUUAGCAAAGCAGAAAACAAUAGAAGCACUGAAGAAUCAGGAACAACAAGCAGAAUUUGUGAAGAUUGCUGAAACUGAGAGAAUUACUAGACCUUUUGUGGAACUCAGUCCCUUUUCUCUAGAAAGAGACAUGAAACCAGAAAUUAUGUCCAAUAGGCAUUCAAAACCUUCAAUACUUUCUAGAAAAAGAAGCUGUGAUUCAGAACAUGAAGACUCGUUCAUGAUGCCAAGGAUAGUAAAUGUGAUGUCAUUAGCUGCUGAAGGAGAAAUGCAUUUAAACCUGGAUGCAGAUAAGAAUCCCUAUGUAACUGUGGCUGCUGAUAUCCAGACAAGUGACUCUUCCUUGCGAAUAGAAUCACAGGAAAUGACUGACCUUUGGCCUGAAGAAAAAGCUGGAGCUGCUUCUGGAAAAAAGAGACAUUCUAUCAGAACAGUGCAAGGGGAAAAAGAAAACUAUUUUCCACAGAUAGUCUCCAGUUUAAAGGGAUUCCCAGGAUUCUCUGCAACAGAACUCCACAUUGAAGAGUUAGCUGGAGUCCAGGCAAGAGCAGAACAGAUGGACAAAGGAGGUGACGGUCAAAAGUCAAAGGAUUCUUUAUUUCAAAAGGAGCAAGUUAAACUCAAGGAUUCUGGAAUAGAAAUGGAACUGCAAAAAGAACCCUCUAUGAUGCAUGAUACAUCACUGGAUGCAAAUGACUUAAUGGACAUAGUGGAGAAUGAUGCAACUCGCACUUCAGUUCUGAAUGAAAUUGCAUUUCCAAAUCCGCAACUGAAUGAGAACAUCUCAUGCAUAUCAGAAUUUCCCAAGUCUCUAAGCUCUGGGUUUUCUCUAAAAGAUAUGGAAAGUUGCAGGGAAUCAACUACGAAAGAUGGCUCUCCCUUUCAAUUUGGCACAUUGGGUGGGCGCUUUAAGGAUCUCUGUCUUGUUCAAGGGAGUAGUGGUUCCGUAACUCCACUCCUGCUUCACUUAGAAGAUGACAAUCCUUUAUCUGAAUCAGGUGUUUUGACAUUCAUGCCAUGCUCUGAAGUAAAGGACCAAAAUCCUAACCUUUCAACAAUAACUAGUUGCAGAAGUUGGAAAAAUAUAAAACAUCUAGCAAAAGCCACAAAUGUGUCACUUCCCAUUCAACCAAUGAAAACUAAUCUGGAACCUGGUCAUAGUGGCACAGUAUUGAAGCCCAUGCCCAAACUGGCACCAUUUGGAUUAAAAGCUGCAAGCUUCCUAUUAGAUUCAGGAAAGCAGAAUACCAAGGUGAUGCCUUCAUUGGCACUCAUUGGCACAAAAACCUUGAAUUAAAAGCCGCAUAGUCAGUCUGUAGGACAGGUCUAUAAACUACUGCCUACACUAGCACCUGUCAUUACAAAGUCAAAAUUGCACUGCAGCUUUAUUUCCAAAUGUAUUUGUCAAAUGCAUGUACUAUCUUUUUCAGAAACUUACAAAACAGAUCUGGAUUGACAGUCACAUUGUACGCUUUCAGCAGUGUAUUCUUUGCAUGUAAUGUAUGAAGGUAGGCAGUCUUUGAAAAUUAGCUGGUUCAGGGUAAGCUAAAUCCACAGUAAAAUUCUUUGGAUCAGCUAGUUUUUUGGUUAUCAUGAACUAAUGAUUCAGAUACCCAAUUAUUUGCGGUUUCUUGAAAUAGUGAGGGUUUUUAGAGAAAUCAGAAUUACCUUUCAUACAUUCUCUUGUAAAAAGUGGAAGAGAGCUUAAGGGUUCAGUUUUUUCCACUGAAGUGACAUUUUUUAAUUCAAUGUAUCAUUCCCUGCUCACCUUCAGAUGUAUUCUUUAAAUGUUCCACUCAGGUCCUUUCAUUUAUCAGUCCUUCCCCUCUGCUUCUGUUAGUUUUUGAACUGCAUUGUGUAACUGAGAGACAAGCCUAUGUUCUCUCUGAAUACUUAAAAGAGCCAUUUAGGACACUUGUAUUUUAAAAAGAUGUGUGCGUAUGCACAUCCUCUCAUUAUCUAAUUCUUUAUACAACCCUCUUCACACAAGCACAUGGGAAUCAUUUCCCCACAGUGCUAUUCCACACUGGUAGUAUAUUUGUAAAUACGUCAAUUGUAUGAGCAGGGCAAAUUACAUGUGUCCUUCCUUCUCAGUUUGAUACUCCACCAGGAAGGAGGGGAAAAGAUUCGCUUCACUCACGUGGUUGCAGUAUUCACAUGCAUCCUGCUGUCAUGGGAAAUAGCAUCAAUAGCUCCCACAUGUCUGUGGAUAUAAGUGAAGGACUGCAUUUGACUAGUUCCUCUAUACUCUUGCCAAACUUCUUGGUGAAGUGGUACAUUUUAAAUCCUUGGGAUCAGGUUGCUCAGCAAUAAAUUUAUUUAUGAGAUGUAGGAUCUUUGUAAGUGAUAGCCAAGAAUCUAUAGAAACUCUUCACUCAUAACUUCUAAAAUGUAAAAAUAAGGGUAUUUUAUAGUUCUGUACAUUUUUAUAAGUUUUCUAAUGAAUGAAACUUCAACCCAAAAGGGAGAGUUAAGUUUCCUAUUGUAAAUGUAAAUAUGAAUUAUGAAAAUGAGAUGCUUCAAAGUAAUUCUUAAAGGUGAAAAUCUAUUGUAAAAAUGGUAUUGAAUCUAAGAAAUAAU